Messenger RNA from Dromiciops gliroides (monito del monte), 905 nucleotides. It is a transcript of the gene REX1BD, whose product is annotated as required for excision 1-B domain containing. Lineage: Eukaryota; Metazoa; Chordata; Mammalia; Microbiotheria; Microbiotheriidae. The transcript is spliced from 5 exons. The coding region runs from base 115 to 666 and encodes 183 amino acids. The record is from RefSeq and is a predicted model, not a curated record.
ACCAGAUGACCUCGGGUCCCAACCGUGCCCAAGCUCUCGUAAGUCCUCCUGCCCUGCAGGGGGCGCAGGCCGAGUUUGCCAGGGCCGGCCGGGCCGGGUCGAGCCGCGGCCUCUAUGGGGCCUGCCAUGCCGGGAGCGAGUGCUGAGGCGGAGGCUCCGGCGUCCCCCGGCGGAGGGGCGGGCAGCUCGGGGCCCGAGGAGCCGGGCCGCGCCGGGAGCCAGGCCCAGGUGCGGGACCUGCUGUUGCAGCUUCAAGACCUUCAGGCUGAGCGCUCUGAGGCCUUUGGACUCCUGGACCAGGGUCAUCAGGCCUACCUGAGCAGCGGUCCGCACUAUGACUUCCCUCGCUACCGGCAGCUGGUGCACGAGGUGACUGAGGCCUUCGCCAGCAUCUCCCAAGAAGUGCUGGCCAUCCAGCAGUGGCUCAAGGACACCCAUGGGCGGCCCGACCUUGCCCAGCACCUGGCCCGUCUACAGGAGCAGGAGCAGCAGCGCCUGGAGCUGACAGCGGCUCUACAGCUGGCCAGGCAGAAGGCCCAAGAGGAGCCAGGGGCCGCGGCCCCCAGAGAGGAGGUUCGGGAACUGCGCCAGAGGAUAAUUAAAACCAUGGAGGUAAUCAGUGAGAUUGUCCAGGACCUGAAGUAUGAUUCGGAAGAGGCUGAGUGAUGUUUGGCCCCGAGGGAGAUGGGAAACGCUAGAAGGAGAGGCGCCCCUCAGCCUCCUCUGGGGUCACCGGGCUCCAGCUGGGGGAUGGGAGGGCCUGCUCAGGGCCUUUACCCCCCAGGAAUGCCCCUGGACCUCACCCUGCUGGGGGUGGAGGCCAUCUCGUUCUGGCCGUGGGGCAGCAUCUCCAUCAGCCCCUACUGCUCCCAUCUGUUUGCCACAAUAAAGCCUUCUCCUUUCUC